UAUUUCUUUAGUUUAGUUUGCUUUUUAGUAAUUACACAACAAAAAACAAUAUUGUUAUCUUGUUGAUGAUUUAUAACAUUGUUCAAAUAUUGCAACUAUAACUAUCUGGUUGCAAUGUGGAAUAUUUUAGUUCUUUGCGAAUUUGCGUUAAAUCAAAAUGGCGAAACCUACAACGGUACAUUUUCCUAAAAACUUCAAGUUUGGUGUUUCUACAUCAGCGUAUCAAAUCGAAGGCGGUUGGAAUGAAGAUGGUAAAUCUGAAUCCAUUUGGGAUUAUUACACCCACACUUUUCCCCAACGCAUCGUAAACCUCACUUCCGGCGAUAUCUCAUGUGAUUCCUACCACAAAUUCGAGGAAGACAUCGCGAACAUCAAACGUUUAAAAGUUCAAUUCUAUAGAUUUUCUAUUUCAUGGUGUAGAAUACUCCCUUCAGGUCAUCCGAAUAAAAUCAACCAUGCUGGUAUAGAUUACUACAACCGUUUGAUCAAUGCCCUGAUUCAAAACAACAUUGAACCAGUCGCUACUUUAUUCCAUUGGGAUAUACCAUUAAGCAUCAACAACUUAGGAGGAUGGUGUAACCCAAUCACGUCGGAUUACUUCGCGAGUUAUGCCAGGGUAUGCUUCAAACAUUUCGGAGACAGAGUCAAAACAUGGAUUACCAUCAAUGAACCUAUUUUGAUUGCUAUGCGAGCUUAUGGUGGUGCACAACUUGCUCCGGCGUAUGAUUCCAAAGGUAUCGGGUCUUAUCUAUCAGGACAUGGAGAAUUAUUAGGACAUAUGAAAGCAUAUCACAUUUACGAUAAAGAAUUCAGAGCUAUACAAAAAGGUAGGAUUGGUAUUACGAAUGACGCAAGGUGGGGUGAACCAGCCACUCAAACCCCAGAAGAUAUUGAAGCUGCAGAAAGGUACAUGCAAAUGGACCUAGGAUGGUUCGCACAUCCUAUAUUUAGUAAAGAAGGAAAUUAUCCUUUAAUAAUGCGGGAACUUAUUGAUACUGUUAGUAAAAAUCAAGGUUUUGAUCAAUCUCGGCUUCCGAAAUUCACCCCUGAAGAAAUACAACUGCUUAAAGGUAGUUCUGACUUUUUUGGUUUGAAUCAUUACAACACCGUGGCUGUAAAACACGGAAACACGGAGGUACCACCAACGAAUGAAAACGAUAUUAAUUGUACAACAUUCUACGACCCUUCUUGGAAAACCAAUGGAAGUGAACUCUUUAGAGUUGUACCAUGGGGAUUCAGGAAGUUAUUAAACUGGAUCAAAAAUGAAUACAACAAUCCGGAAGUUAUUGUUUUCGAGAAUGGAUUUGCAGGUAACGAUACAGAAACCUUGAAUGAUAUCGACCGCAUUGAUUAUAUGCGAUCAUACAUGGCCGCCAUGUCCGACGCCAUCUUGAAAGACAACUGCCGGGUGACAGGAUACACCUUCUGGACUUUGAUGGAUAAUUUUGAGUGGCAAGAUGGAUACACGGUUAAGUUUGGCCUCCACCAUGUUGAUUUCAAAGAUCCCAACCGGAAACGCACACCAAAACGCUCCGCGUUUGUUUAUCAGGAUAUAGUAGUCACCAGGUGUUUAACAAACCCAAUUCCUGAUCGUUUUCUUCAUUAAACUUUCAACUCUAACGCAGUACAAAUCCGUAAAAUAUAUAUAAUCAUAAUAUAACGGUAGUAUAUGUAUAAAAUUGUAAUUUUUUUGAUCGAAUGUCUAUGGAGGUUACUUGUACUUCCGCUUGCGAUGCCGGAAGCUAACAAAGCCAUCAUUGUGAUCGCUCUCUUUAUCAUUCUCGUAGAGCGGGUAAACAGGCGGAUGUUUUAACCUUCCCAGUGGUAAAAUCGGUGCUUUUCCCAGUUGACUUAUCGUUGCAGCUGAAGACGACCGCAAUUCUUUACCUUCUAUUGGUGGUAAGACAAUAAACUCAGAACUGGACUUCAACGGUUCAGUUUUAGAUGA
Dalotia coriaria is the source of this 1948-nucleotide messenger RNA. RefSeq names its product myrosinase 1-like. Gene Ontology annotation, molecular function: beta-glucosidase activity. The transcript is spliced from 3 exons. Bases 158 to 1606 code for a protein of 482 amino acids. Lineage: Eukaryota; Metazoa; Arthropoda; Insecta; Coleoptera; Staphylinidae. Gene Ontology annotation, biological process: carbohydrate metabolic process. The record is from RefSeq and is a predicted model, not a curated record.